AUGCUUUUUAGCCGUUACUUGGGAAUUUUGCUUCUCAUAUCACAGGCUCAAUCCCUCGUGAUUGUCGACUCGUCGAUUGCCUCUGCAUGCAUCUACUACAUGAAGCAGUUUGACUGGGGAUGUGGAGGAACUGGCCAGGGCCACAAGUACUACCUGUGUCGAUGUGGGAACGUCGAUUGGCUUGGGUCGGUAGCCAGCUGCAUUUCUGGCCAGACAAAUAACAAGGGCAAAAUUGACCAUGCCUUGAAACAUGUCACCACAAGGUGCUUGCAAAAGGGCCAUUUCCACUAUACUGUGGACGAUAUGAAGCAGUGGAGGGAAAACGCUACAAAGUUUAUUGAGCAGCCAACGGCACACGACAUAAAGGAGAGAGUGUAUCAUCCGUUGGGAGUGAACCAAACCGACUUUGCCGUGUAUAUGCGGUCUUUCGAUGAAAUCAACCACCACGUCUUCAAGUCGCAAUGGCUCGGCUGGGGGCUCUUGUACUACUGGGUAGCGGUGGUUGUGAUCUUUUCCAUGCUUCAUCUUCUGCAGAUAUACCUUGGGUUACGGCCUCCACGGAGAAUUGCCCAAUUUUGUGAAAAGUACUUGACUCCAGUUCGUUUGUGGGGUUACUCGUUUUUGGAUAUAGAGGUAAUGGGUCUCUUUUUGGUAUUCACUGUUUUGGCCACUGCCCUUUCGUAUACAGUGCAAUUGCCCAACGUUUACAUGAACGACGUCUAUUUUUUGCCUUUGGAUCUUAUUGGCUACCGUUCGGCUAUCAUAUCCUUCUCGUUGCUUCCAGUGGUGUUUAUUUUUGGUCUCAGAAAUAAUCCUUUUACAUUUUUGACUGGCCUUCCCAGGGCCACUUUCAUCAAGUACCACAACUACGUGGCCAUUAUCAUGUCAAUUGAAGCUCUCAUCCACUCUGCUGUGUGGACAGACUACGCCAUCAACGAAGCUGGGUACCUGGCAUGGAGUAUCGACGACUACUGGCGUUGGGGCAUUGUUGGCACGGUGCUUCUUUUCAUCAUGAUCGGCCAAAGCUUCCAGCCAGUGAGAAACUUCAUGUACGAAGCUUUUUUGGUGAUUCAUAUUGUCUUUGGAUGGCUCUUUAUUGUCGCCAUGUGGUACCACUGCGUGACGCUUGGCUGGAUGGGUUGGGUAUACACCAUGAUAGCACUCACAGUGUACGACCGAGUGAUGAGGUGGGCCAAAAUCCUCGUUCUCAACCGAGGCUUGACGGAGCUUUACGUGACCGUCGUUGACGAGAGAACCCUUGAACUCACAUUGCCCAAACCGCUUGCCUACGACAUGUCUUAUAGACCAGGGAGUUCAGUGUAUGUGACGUUUUUGCAUUCCAAGAUCUGGAGCCAAUGCUUGCAGUCGCACCCAUUUUCCAUCAUCUCGUCGCCAGCCACUUCUUCCAACGUGCUCAAAAUGUACGUGAGAGUCAAGAGAGGAGCUACACGCAGCUUGCUUCGUCUUCCUGCUGACGAAAAGGGCAGACUUAGAUUGUGGUGUCUUCUUGACGGACCAUACGGUGGGUUUACUUACAAGCAUAGAGAUUCUGACGACCGUGUCUACAUCGCUGGUGGCCUUGGAGUCUGCAGUUUGCUUCCUCAUAUAUACAGCAACCCAGCAGGAGCCAAACUUAUUUGGACUGUGGCUAACGCCAGAGAGUUCUGGUGCAUGCGUCGCGACAUCAACUAUGUUCGAGAACGAGGCACUGAGGUGACUGUUUAUGUUCGAGACCCUAGUGGUAUAGAACUUGACGAUGAGAAGAUGCUGUUUGUGCAGCCAGCCGACCGGAGACCAGACUUUGAUGAGUUGAUUGGUGAACACGUGAAGGCUGCAAAAGCGGAUGAAAAGCGUGACUUGUGCAUAUAUUCAUGUGGUCCUGGGAACAUGGACCGUCAGAUCAAGCAAAUUGCAACCAGACAGAUAGAAGUGGGCCUGGAUUUCAGUGUCCACCACAAGUCCAUGAACUACCAAUGGUGA
This is a messenger RNA of Candidozyma auris, 1980 nucleotides long. RefSeq names its product ferric/cupric-chelate reductase. Bases 1 to 1980 code for a protein of 659 amino acids. Gene Ontology annotation, biological process: intracellular iron ion homeostasis; copper ion import; iron ion transport. The transcript has a single exon. The record is from RefSeq and is a predicted model, not a curated record. Gene Ontology annotation, cellular component: plasma membrane. Gene Ontology annotation, molecular function: ferric-chelate reductase activity. NCBI's taxonomy places the organism in Eukaryota, Fungi, Ascomycota, Pichiomycetes, Serinales, Metschnikowiaceae.